This is a messenger RNA of Capra hircus (goat), 2815 nucleotides long. RefSeq names its product glucokinase (gene GCK). Gene Ontology annotation, molecular function: D-glucose binding; glucokinase activity; mannokinase activity. Gene Ontology annotation, biological process: intracellular glucose homeostasis; regulation of insulin secretion; glucose 6-phosphate metabolic process. Lineage: Eukaryota; Metazoa; Chordata; Mammalia; Artiodactyla; Bovidae. Bases 468 to 1865 code for a protein of 465 amino acids. The record is from RefSeq and is a predicted model, not a curated record. Gene Ontology annotation, cellular component: cytosol; mitochondrion. The transcript is spliced from 10 exons.
GCGGUGACUGAGCCUCAGGGAAGCAGGUUGGUGUGUGAGAGACGCACAGUCGUCUGCAACCUCAUGACUCAAAGGCUGUCCCCCAGACACCGGAGGAAGGAGGACCUUUUCUGCUGAGUCUGUUUAGAGAGCACCACGCCGUCACAGCUCAGCACAGCCCGAAGAGAAAGCUGACCAGCCCUGGGAGCCCAGCAAUGGCCCUCCCCCGACCAUACCUAGCCUGACAAGGACUCAGUGGGGAAAGAUCCCGACUAUGACCCAGGAGAGAAAGCUGGAGAACAAUGAAAAGGAGGAAACUCUGUGACUGAACAUCAAGCCGGAAACCAGCCAGAAGGUAGACCAUACUCAACCAGAUACCUGGGCCAGCUGUGACCCUUGGUUGGGAGAAGGCUGGGGAUAUUUCUGCCUUGGAAGCCUGUUGAGGAACGCUGAGGGGUCCCAGCUCCCCUGGGCUGGCUGCGGUACAAAUGCUGGAUGACAGAGCCAGGAUGGAGAUCGCCAAGAAGGAAAAGGUGGAACAGAUCCUGGCAGAGUUCCAGCUGCAGGAGGAGGACUUGAAGAAGGUGAUGAGGCGAAUGCAGAAGGAGAUGGACCGAGGCCUGAGGCUGGAGACCCACGAAGAGGCCAGUGUGAAGAUGCUGCCCACCUACGUGCGCUCCACUCCAGAGGGCUCAGAAGUUGGGGACUUCCUCUCCCUGGACCUGGGUGGCACCAACUUCCGGGUGAUGCUGGUGAAGGUGGGAGAAGGCGAGGCAGGACAGUGGAGUGUGAAGACCAAGCACCAGAUGUACUCCAUCCCCGAGGAUGCCAUGACGGGUACUGCUGAGAUGCUCUUUGACUACAUCUCUGAGUGCAUCUCUGACUUCCUGGAUAAGCAUCAGAUGAAGCAUAAGAAGCUGCCCUUGGGCUUCACUUUCUCUUUUCCCGUGAGGCAUGAAGACAUCGACAAGGGCAUCCUUCUCAACUGGACCAAGGGCUUCAAGGCCUCGGGAGCAGAAGGCAACAACAUUGUGGGGCUCCUGCGAGAUGCUAUCAAACGGAGAGGUGACUUUGAGAUGGACGUGGUGGCGAUGGUGAAUGACACUGUGGCCACAAUGAUCUCCUGCUACUAUGAAGACCGCCGGUGUGAGGUUGGCAUGAUUGUGGGCACGGGCUGCAACGCUUGCUACAUGGAGGAGAUGCAGAACGUGGAGCUGGUGGAAGGGGACGAGGGCCGCAUGUGUGUCAACACCGAGUGGGGCGCCUUCGGGGACUCAGGCGAGCUGGACGAGUUCCUGCUGGAGUACGACCGCGUGGUGGACGAGAACUCCCUGAACCCCGGGCAGCAGCUGUACGAGAAGCUCAUUGGUGGCAAGUACAUGGGCGAGCUGGUGCGGCUUGUGCUGCUGAAGCUUGUGGACGAGAAUCUGCUCUUCCACGGAGAAGCCUCGGAGCAGCUGCGCACGCGCGGCGCCUUCGAGACACGCUUCGUGUCUCAGGUGGAGAGCGAUUCCGGUGACCGCAAGCAGAUCUACAACAUCCUGAGCACGCUAGGGCUGCGACCCUCGGCCGCUGACUGUGACAUCGUGCGCCGCGCCUGCGAGAGCGUGUCCACGCGCGCCGCGCACAUGUGCGCCGCGGGACUGGCUGGCGUCAUCAACCGGAUGCGCGAGAGCCGCAGCGAGGACGUGAUGCGCAUCACCGUGGGAGUGGACGGCUCAGUGUACAAGCUGCACCCCAGCUUCAAGGAGCGGUUCCACGCCAUCGUGCGCAGGCUGACGCCCAGCUGUGAAAUCACCUUCAUUGAGUCGGAGGAGGGCAGCGGCAGAGGCGCGGCCUUGAUCUCCGCGGUGGCCUGUAAGAAGGCCUGCAUGCUGGGCCAGUAAGAAGAAGGCUGCAAGACAGGAAGGAAGCUGUGGCCGGCUACUGGACCUGGGCUCCAGGGGACACUCUCCUUACAAGUCCCCCCAACCUGGCCCAAUAGAGAGGCUUCUCCUUGUGAGGACCUUGGAUGCCUCCCAUCCCAGCUGUCACCUCCAGAAGAUGGGGGGAGAGCCUCUGGAGUGGUUGCGGAGGGCCCAGGCAGGCCCCUUCUCUCAGGGUCAGUUGGUGAGAUAGCCCUAGGGCCCUGACUGGGUUGGGAGCAGAAAUGAACAGGAACGGAGAACCCUCAAAGUACCUCGCCUUUCUUGCUGAAAUCAAGGACCUAGAAGGAAGUUAUUCACUCAGGAUUUUGUUGCAUUUCUGCACUGCUUGUCUCUUGAAGCUUUCAGCCUGGCUCAGCCCUGGCUCUGAGAAGGGGGUGCCCUCUGGACCCUACUAUGGCCUGGCUUCCCCAUGAGCUCAGCCUGCGUGGGGAGGCAACCCUCAUCACCUGGCCAGACCUAGACCUGGAUUCCACAGGGGCCCUGGGGAGCUGCUGAUCACUCAGGUCCGGGAAAUGGAAGGGACAAGCUCCACGGUAGAGGCUGUAUGUACCCCGAGGCCUGGAGAUGGCAGCCUUUUCCCUCCCAUCCUGCCAUCCCUGAGUGGUCUGUGGUUCUGGGAUGGACUCUCACAGAAGAUGCAGGAGACAGAGUCUCCAAAGCCUCUGCCCAGAGGGGCCCAGGAAAAGGAGGAGUCCCGCCACCCACAGACAGGCCUGGGAGCAUCUCUGGGAUCCCAUGGCCCUGGGCACUCAGAAAGCCCAGUAGCACUCAGCACACACCCCAAGGGACAAGCUAGGCCUCUUUCUUCUCAGCAGACUUCCAUGUACCACACGAGCAUAUCCAUGCCCAACCUGGAACUGUGUGGGUGUUUUUUUUUUUAAUUAAAAUCUUAAAAGUUUAGAACAUGA